This is a messenger RNA of Macrobrachium nipponense, 2887 nucleotides long. Its product is annotated as glutamate receptor ionotropic, delta-2-like. NCBI's taxonomy places the organism in Eukaryota, Metazoa, Arthropoda, Malacostraca, Decapoda, Palaemonidae. The transcript has 14 exons. Gene Ontology annotation, molecular function: ligand-gated monoatomic ion channel activity. Bases 983 to 2734 code for a protein of 583 amino acids. The record is from RefSeq and is a predicted model, not a curated record. Gene Ontology annotation, cellular component: membrane.
GAAGCAAAAGGUUCAACAAGUCACUACAAAUUGUGCCAAGAUCUGUACGUGACACUUCUUAAAUAUAUUGAAUUCACGAUGAUAUCGAAGCUGGGGGAAAAAAACACACUUCGCUGUUUUAGUUUUCACGGAAAAAUUACGGCCUUGGAAACUUUCGAGAUUUGAUGCAAGAACCAUUACCUCUCACUGUAACAAUAUCCACCAUGGCGUGGAAGCAACUUAAUGUUUACGUUUCUCGGCUCUGUCACUUCAUAUUCCUUGGAGAUUACCUAGUGCUUCAGUUUCUGCAAUGAAAUUACAACGAACUAAGUGUUAAAAUAAGUUCGUGUACAAAUUUUAUCUCGUUUUCCUAUGAAGUGUUUUUGUUAUAGUGGUGCUCGUGCAAUGUGAUAUGUUGCUGUUUCAAGCGUUUGUUUUCAAUGUUCUGUUCGUGUUCAAAAUUGCUUUUGUUUACAAAAGUCACCUCCAAGCUACGACGAUGUUAGACAUUGUAGGCUAAUUGAGGGUCCGGUGUUGUAUGUUAACCUGUACUAAACAUUUAUUUUAAUUUGUUUACUGUAGAAUUGUGAUUUUAUGCUUCUGUUUUGCCAGAAAGAUUAGGCCUAGGUAUUCCGAUUUAUUUUAGUUUUUGCAGCCUAGGCCUUGGCCUGCAGUGGUUCAAUAGUUGCAUCUAUAUCUAUGCUGUCAGUAAUUUUCAAAAUUCACCAUAUAUAGACCAUUUAGGCAAUUAAACCUGGUUUAUAUAAGCCAGGCACCGGAGAUCGGAUGAAUAUAUUUACAGUGUGAUUAAUGAUGUCUUAGUAGCCUGUCACCCAUCACUCAAGUGUCGUUAACCACGUUGCAAAUUACCCACGAUGCUACUCUGGAAUCAUAAUUAAGACACCAGCGUUUGAUCCCCGAGACGAACGAGGAAGUAAACGGUAUUGAUAAAAUUUCUUUCCUGAACCACUGCGGCCUCUACUUGAUCUUCGACCCGCGGAACAUGGCGGCAGAAACCACGAAGAUCGUGCAGUCCUUAAGUCUGCCACUCAUGGUCGUUGCUAUGGACUGGUCGCCGGAAGAGGGCCUCUUCCUGCCCAACACUACGAGAUUGAGGAUGAUACCUUUUAGGACCUGUUCUGCCUACGUCUUUUUAUCCGAAGAUGUCGAAGCCAUGCAGACCUUGGUAGCGUCUGCACCCUUCAGGAAGAUUUUCCAUUACCUCGGCCGCCACGUCUUCGUUACGGGAUUAACAGCUGGGUCACCCAAGGUCAUCCUCGAUAACGAAGUCAUGGCUUGGAGGCCUCACGCUUUGGUCAUCAAGGCUGUCGAUAAGGACGAAAAGGCUGGAGAUAACAGACUUGUGAAUUACGAGCUAUGGAGUCACCACCUCUUUCGACCGGACAUCUCUGACAACGUUUACCUGGUGGAGAGAUGGGACCAAGACGGGCCCCAGCGGAACGCCGACCUGUUUCCGGACAAACUGAGCGACUUCCAUCGGAGCGAACUGACGGCGGUGACCUUCGAACACCCUCCCUCCAUCAUACAAGUUCCUCAUGGAGGCGACUCCGGAUCUGAAGGUCACAAUUACGACGGCAUCGACAUUCGCCUUCUGCGCCUUCUGUCGGAUGCUCUGAAUUUCCGCCUGAAGAUCGUCAACCCUUCUGACGGAGGGAAAUGGGGGUCGCCCAAUGAGGACGGUUCCUGGAGUGGACUGACGGGAGACCUUACUCAGCGGAAGGCUCACAUGGGCGUGGCCAAUCUCUUCAUCCUUACCAGCUAUCUGCAGGUAGUUGAUAUGACAGUGGCGUAUGAUGUGGAGGCAGGAUGCUUCAUCACUCCUCUACCCGAAGACUUGCCCCAGUGGGUAGCUCUCGUGUAUCCCUUCGGCAGAGAGGUGUGGAUUCUCAUCUUGAUCUUCCUGUUUCUUGGUACCCCAGUGUUAUAUGCAAUGUCUAAAAUGGCUAACCGCUGGCUGGAAGACGCAUCUUCUUGGGGUACCAACCUGUACCAAAUUAUCUUCUACGGGAUUGGCAUUUUCCUUGGCCAGGGCAUGCCACAGGAACCCCAGGGUAAUGUCACCAGAAUUUAUUUCAUCAUGUGGGUCUGGUAUGGUCUGCUGAUCACUGUUGUCUACAAGUCCUCAUUAACAGCAUUUUUUACCAUUCCUUUGGAGCAACCUCCCAUUGACACACUUGAACAGUUGACACUUUCCACCCUCCCUGCAUGGGGGAGCACUGGCAUCACCUUCAAACAAAUGCUACAGGAAAGCCCAGAUCCAUUGGUUCAAAGUCUUGCAGACCGCUAUCAGCCCGUGAGUGGCACCAAGGAAGGAAUUGUGCUGACAGCGCAGAAGAGGUAUGCUAUGAUGGAAAAUCGUCAAUUCCUGGAAUACACCAUUGCUACCAACUUCACUAACAAGUAUGGCGAGGAAACAUUGCAUGUUAUGAAAGAGUGCUUUCUCCCUUUCCAAAUUGGCAUGGCCAUACCGAAAAAAGCUCCUUACAAACCGAAUUUUGACAAAAUCAUCAAGAAAAUUAUAGAAGCUGGACUGGUACGUAAAUGGUUAAAGGACAUAAUAAGUACAAGCCAACGAAGAGGCGCUGAGGCAGAAACAGUUGAUAGAGUAGGGGGUGCUCUCACUCUGAAUAACCUUCAGGGUGCAUGGCUCCUCUUUGGCAGCGGAAUUUUGAUUGCACUUCUGAUGUUUAUGCUGGAAAACAUUUUAAAGUCCUUGAAACAUCAACAAAAGUAGACAUCCUUCAACUCGAACACCAAGUUACAUGCUGAACCCAAUAUGGAUUUAAAGUGUCGCACGGUUAGCGGGAGAAGGCGAACUGCCGUAAAAUUUUCUAACCACUCUGGUACUGCCUGUGUUGAGUGGUGGUGGCUGGUGGUGACAGGUGUU